UGCCCUUAGUGAAUCCAUGUUGACGGUUCCUGAUUACCUUCCUCUCCUCCAAGUGCUUCACAAUGGUUUCCUUGAGGACCUGCUCCAUGAUUUUUCCAGGGACUGAGGUGAGACUGACCGGUCUCUAGUUCCCUUGUAUCUACUUCUUCCCUUUUUUAAAGAUUGGCACUGUAUACUCUCUGGUUUCUUUCAGCUGUACAAGCGGUGCUUAGACAGUGAACACUUCCCCUAAACUCUUAACCAGCUGGUGUGGAUGAGCCCCUGGCAGGGAAACAGCUGGUCUAGUGAGCUUCAGUGCCCCUCAGUCGCUGGCACAUGUUCCCAAAUCCCUGAGAAGUCAAGAGAGUGUCCAGGUUGGUGUAGAAUGUCCCCUUAGUUUUUCAAGAGUUCAUUUGCCCUCGUGGGAUCAAGAUGCUGGUGCCACAAGCUUCCAGUUGGAAAAGUGAGUGUGACUCCAGUUAUUGGUGAGAAACUGACCUUUUUCUGGCCAUGAAGCCUUCUGCUAAUCCCAUCUGCCAUCCUGUCUAGUGUGUCCAGGAAUAGUACAGGACCCCAUCAGGUAAGGUGCUGGCAGAGGCUGCUCUAGGUACAUGCAAUGUAGGCAGGUGAAUAAGGUGGCAGACUUCUGGGCAGCUGCCUACAGUGGCAAAUUUAGCCUGGCCGCCCCCCAGUUAUGCAAGACCACAACACCACUCACUGGAAUUUGGCAAGGCCGCCCUUUCCUUCAUGAUAGAGAAGUGACGGGGCCAAAUCUGCCACCCUAGGCCUCUGAGGAGGGCGAUGGUACACCGAAGUUUUGCCUAGGGCGGCAGAUUGUCUUGAGCAGCCUCUGGGAGAGAAGUGCUGAUUUCAACAUGCUCUGAUAAAAGUCAAUGGGAGUUGAGCAAUCUCAGAGCCAGGAAGUGGUAACGACCAGCAACUGGAACCACAGAGAUUCUAUGAUUCUGCACUUAUCUGGAGAGGAAAUGGGUGGGCCAUGGUCCCUGACCUGGAAAUUCUGAGAAUGGUAAGUGUGACCACAGGCGUCCGUUCCCUUGGAAAGGCACAAAGACAGCUCCUAUCAAUAUAAACUGCACCAACGGCAAGAAGCAGAACAUAGACAUCCGCAGCCAUGCACCCGGACAGCUCCUACCACAAAUGGGACAACUCUGAUCAGGUGGAACUGACAGUGCAGGGAGCGAGUACAGUACCUGGGAGAGGCGGUAAAGCUCUUUGCCUCUCCAACUUUGCCCAAGGAAAGGCCAAUGUGAUCCUGUACGUCCUGCUGGCGAUUUGCAUUGCAGUGGCCACCGCUCUCAUCGUGGUAAACCUUGGGAAAUUGUCCAAGGGUCUUGCUGAAGCCCAGGCGGAUAGAGAUACUAUAAGAAAAGAUGCCAAGAGAAAUCUGUCACAUCACCAGGACUAUCUAGAGUUGAAGAUGUCCAAAGAAUUCAACGUGUUUAACAGUCGACUUCUUAAUGUGUCCAAGGAGCUGGCUGGGGUUAGGCUGGGGAUCGAGGAGAUCCAAGCUGAUCACGUGAAAGACCAAUCACAUCUCCAGGACGCCAUAGAGAUAAGGAACCUAACGCACAGUAUGUCGAAGGAGCGGGCUGAAGUGAGAAGGGACCAUGACAGACUUCAGGAGGUCUUGAGCAGGAUGCAGGACGAGUUACGGAACAUCACAGAGAUAAAGAACCUAACGCACAGUAUGUCGAAGGAGCUGGCUGAGGUGAGAAGGGACCAUGACAGACUCCAGGAGGUCUUGAGCAGGAUGCAGGACGAGUUACGGAACAUCACAGAGAUAAAGAACCUAACACACAGUAUGUCGAAGGAGCGGGCUGAGGUGAUAAGGGACCAUGACAGACUCCAGGAGGUCUUGAGCAGGAUGCAGGACGAGUUACGGAACAUCACAGAGAUAAAGAACCUAACGCACAGUAUGUCGAAGGAGCUGGCUGAGGUGAGAAGGGACCAUGACAGACUCCAGGAGGUCUUGAGCAGGAUGCAGGACGAGUUACGGAACAUCACAGAAGUCAUCUGCACAAAAUGUCCACCUGGCUGGCAGCAUUUUGAGAAAAAAUGCUACUUCUUUUCAACAUCAACUAAGUCCUGGUCGGAUGCUAAGCAGUUCUGUACCAAUGAAGGCUCUCACCUGGUUAUUGUUAACACCAAACAGGAACAGAUGUUUUUGUCAAACCAAAUCAUGGAGCCCGACGUGUACUGGCUGGGCCUCAGCGACUCAGAGGAGGAAGGGGAGUGGCGCUGGGUGGAUGGCAGCCCCCUGUCUGUCAGGUUCUGGGCAUCUGGGGAACCCAACAAUGUUGGGCAGCAAGGGGAGGACUGUGGCAGCUUCCGCUUCGACGGGAAGUGGAAUGAUGCCCACUGCUCCAUGACUGAGCACUGGAUCUGCGAACGGCAGUGCUAGCUGAGUCCCUGCAUCCACAGCGGGGAGGGCAGGUGUCACACAGACUGCCCCACAUGGGACUGCUCCGGAGCGUUCAUCUCUCUAAAUCAGUGAUUCUCAGACUACCACUUGUGGCUCUUUAAUGACUCUCCUGCAGCUAUUUGCAGCACAUGCUAUUAAAACACUGUGAUUUAAUUAUUAACCAUCCUAAAUUAUUAACCAAUCUGGAUGGUUUCACUAUGUUAUUAACCCAUUAAGUUAUCAGCCUGAACUAAGCUACUAACUUAUUUGCUGUGAGAAUAAUAGGUAUAAAUAAACUAAAUAUUUCCCAUCAUAAUGUUUAAAUAUGAAUAGUACUAUAGUAAAUGAAACAAUGAAUUCACCCUACUGUGGCUCUUUUGCUUAACGGUGAUGGCUAAUUUGGCUCCUGAGCCGCUGAGGUCCGUGUAUCACUGCUCUACAUGCUGGGCGGCUAUUGCAGCAAGUGGAGCUCUGGGACAGGAGCAUGGAAAGCAGAGGUGGAGAAGCUGACUGGCACUGGACCAUCUAAUCCAUUUCCCUCCCAUACUGGGGCCCAGGGCAGAGUUGUUCCCUUCAGGGCUCUAGCAUUAAAUGUGGCUCCUGCCCUUCCCCCAAGAAGAAGCAAUUCCCAGCCUGGUAGAUCUCAUUGCCAGGCUGUUCUUCCUCACACUGGGCCAGAAUCUGAUCUCAGGUGAACUGCUGUGAAUGCAGAGGCUGAACUGGCUUCAGGGGAGUCACCCUGAACUGACAUCAGUGUGAGUGAGAUCAGAAAUGGGGCCAUUCACCCUCAAACGUCCUUUUCUUAAUUCCAUCCCAUUGCUCCUGGCUCUGCCCCCGGGUGUCUUCGCUGAGAGGAAGGAUGAUCUGAUGUGUAAGGCACAGGACUGGCACCUGGGUUCAGUUCCAGCUCUGCCACUGACUCCUUCACCUGUCUGGGCCUCAGUUUCCUUCUCUUUAGAAUGGAUAUAAUAACCCUUCCUGUGUCUCUCUUGUCUAUUGAUCCUGUGAGCUCUGUGGGGCAGGGACUGUUACAUUGUGUGUCAGCGCCGCACCCAGCACAAUGGGGCUGUGAUCUGUUCCGGGGCCGAUAGCUGCUCCUAUAAGUGCUCCCAGAUCACCUAUUUGCAUCUUUAGGAGGCUGUUCUGCCGAUAGACGCAGGCACUCGGUUCCCAUUGAAGGCAAUGGAGUUGCUUGUGUCUAGAAGUGCAGAGUUUGGUUCUUUAUCUUA
This is a messenger RNA of Mauremys mutica (yellowpond turtle), 3630 nucleotides long. RefSeq names its product low affinity immunoglobulin epsilon Fc receptor-like. NCBI's taxonomy places the organism in Eukaryota, Metazoa, Chordata, Testudines, Geoemydidae. The record is from RefSeq and is a predicted model, not a curated record. The transcript is spliced from 12 exons. Bases 1112 to 2401 code for a protein of 429 amino acids.